UUAGCAAAAAUUGAAUAUGGAGGGAUCAUCCAAAGGCUAUGGAGGCUACCAGUACCCCAAGGCAAAGACUUAUAAUAAGUUCAUAUCCAAGGUAGAGAAGGUCAAGGUUAAUAGAGCCCAGCAAAAGAACCCCCUGCUGAAGAAGAACAGAUUUGAGUAUACCUUACAUGAUCAUAUGGUAGAGGAUUACCUUAUUGGAGAGUCUACAAGUGUCCUCUACCUUCAGUUGAAAUAUCAUAUGAAGUAUCCCAAGUAUCUUAUGUCCAGAGCUGAGGAAUUACUUAAAAAGAAGAAAGGCAAUACAAAGAUACUCAUUCUCCAAGUUAAAGAGAAUGAAGACGAUAUGGGCUAUAUAACCGAUAUACAACUCGACUGUAUGAGAUGGGAGAUCAAACUUCUCCUUGCUUGGUCCCAAGACGAAUGUGCAAAAUACAUCCAAAUAAUCCGAACCUACCAAAACAAAGGCACUAGCCUUCUUGAAGAAAACAAAAAGCACAAGACCCAAGAAGACCUCGCCAUCGACUCUCUCACCAGUAUAAAAUCUAUCACCAAAAGGGACGCCAAAACACUGCUCAAAAACUACGGCUCCAUUGCUGAAAUCAUCAAGGCUGAUCAUGACGAGUUCAUAAACCACGAAGGGAUCGGCAAAACGAAGGUUGACAACUUGAAACAAUGAUUUAAAGGAAGAAUUGUUCCGAUGUAA
Messenger RNA from Moneuplotes crassus, 703 nucleotides. NCBI's taxonomy places the organism in Eukaryota, Ciliophora, Spirotrichea, Euplotida, Euplotidae. The record is from the annotation of a GenBank genome assembly.